Molecule: messenger RNA, 7059 nt
Organism: Folsomia candida
Lineage: Eukaryota; Metazoa; Arthropoda; Collembola; Entomobryomorpha; Isotomidae
Product: mucin-2
Exons: 14
Coding region: 940-6507 (1855 amino acids)
Biological process (GO): proteolysis
Molecular function (GO): serine-type endopeptidase activity
Source: RefSeq, a predicted model, not a curated record
AUUCAUUUUAUUCCGUAUCUCUCCCCUGGUUCGGAAGAAGAUCUCUCAAUCUCGCCUGCCUUGUGAUAUUCGAUAUCCAUCCCUUAUUCGAUUGCAUUAUUAUUACUGCAGACUUGCCCACUCGGCGUGUAUGCCCUGGCGCAGGGAGUGAGUUAGUGCUGCAAGGUGGAUGUAUGUAUGCAUGUACAUAUCCUCUCAUCUCAAGUGGUUGAAGAUUUUACAGUAACCGUAAAAUGAAACGCAACGUAAUAUUAAUGAUGGCAUGGGAGUGCAUGGCUGGGCCAGGUAGUCGUCGUCGUAGUAGAGUCUUCUUGGUCUUGUAAUCAGUGGUUUCAGUUUGGUGACUUGAGUUCAGUCCGAAGAGGUUCAGUCAAGUCCUAGAUUCCUAUCUGGACUUACCACCGCUUCGACCAGAGAAGAGUAAAGCAAAGGGGAACCAAUUCCUCCUUGGUUGUGGUGAUUCAAAGAAAACAGAACCUUGACCUUUCUUCCCUUUUGUGUGGUUUGCGUGCCUUCAAAAUCAACCCGGAAGGAUCUGAGGAAGUGACUGAUCUGGAAAAAAUGAGAUUGUGCCAUUCUUAUCAUUUGCAAAAGAUUUGAACCAGUUUUUCGUGAACCAACAAUUUACACGACCAGUAAACAAUUACAAUUUGAGACUGUUUUAAGCACGCUUUAAGUAACAAUUAAAGACCGGAAGUAUCGGGAGAAGUUCUGAAAUCACUGCAGCUGGAUUCUUAAAGGUAUGACUCAUCAUCACACCUGUCCAAUCCAAGAAUAAAUACUUACUUAAUUGCUUCCGGAUAGUAAAAGCGUUCUAUUACGCCGUAGUCGUCGUCGUCGCCACCGCCGUCGACAUCCAUAUAUUGAACUGAUAGUGGACACGCCAAAGGAAGAAACGGGAUUUGGUCCAAAUCUCGUGUUGUGGCAGACAGAUUAAUAAUGCGGGUCCGAACGAAAGGAAAUGUGUUCUCUUUACUGAUUCUUCUUCUCACCCUCAAGUCUUCCCCACUUUUUGCUUAUCCUCCACUAACCACGAGGGAGGUAACAACAUCAUCUUUCCCAUCAUCCUCGUCCGAAGGAUUGAAAGAAGAUCUUAGCCGAGAGACGAAUGGACGAAAUAUCAGACCGUUAUCUUGCCAGCACAGGGAAAGUGGACAGAUUGGAGUUUGUAUGUUUGCAUGGGAUUGUAUGAAGGUGAACGGAACCCACCUGGGAACAUGUAUAGACCGUUUUUACUUUGGAUCCUGCUGCGACUUGGGAGACAGGACGGAACAAGUGAUUCAAUCAUUGGCGUCUCAACAACAGGCCAGCAUGCGACCACCCCUCCGACCUGUGACGACUGUGCGAACAACUUUGCGACCAAUUACAGAAUAUCCCUUGAAACUCAGUACAUUUCAAGAUGUACACGGUGUUAAACCGUCGCAGAGACCGGCGGGAUUCAAUUGUCCAGAACACCUCGGUUUCAUUUGUGGGACAAGUACAGAAAAGCCACAAGGAGAUGAAGGAACUACGACAAGGUUCCCAAUAGUGUUGCCUGGUUUUCCGGAAUGGGGGACUACGCCUACAACUCCUCAAACAACUUUGCCACCGGUGACCACCCCCACAACGCCUACUCUUCCUUCAACCCAACUACCUGAAAUUUCUAGCCCAAAUACACCGAUUGAUGUGAACCCUCCAGACGUUCCAGUGCAAGUCCCAGGAAACCCAAUUGGGGGAGGAAAUAAUGAAACGUCUUCGGAUGCUGAGCAGCCAAGUAAGCCCCCUCAACAACCUCAACAGCCUCAAUUUCCAGGAAUUGGAAAUGGAACAAUUCCGCAGCUACCAGUUCAACCGCCAGAGUUGCCAAUUAAUGGGACGGCUCCUCAACUUCCACAACAACCAGAAUUACCAAUUAAUGGAACAACCCCACAACUUCCUCAGCAGCCAGAGUUGCCAAUUAAUGGAACAACCCCACAACUUCCUCAGCAGCCAGAGUUGCCAAUUAAUGGAACAACCCCACAACUUCCUCAGCAGCCAGAGUUGCCAAUUAAUGGAACAACCCCACAACUUCCUCAGCAGCCAGAGUUGCCAAUUAAUGGAACAACCCCACAACUUCCUCAGCAGCCAGAGUUGCCAAUUAAUGGAACAACCCCACAACUUCCUCAGCAGCCAGAGUUGCCAAUUAAUGGAACAACCCCACAACUUCCUCAGCAGCCAGAGUUGCCAAUUAAUGGAACAACCCCACAACUUCCUCAGCAGCCAGAGUUGCCAAUUAAUGGAACAACCCCACAACUUCCUCAGCAGCCAGAGUUGCCAAUUAAUGGAACAGCUCCUCAGCUACCGGUUAUUCCAGGUCAACCAGGAAAUGGCACAAAUUCAGAUAAUCCGCAACCAACAUUUCCAGGGUUAGGAAAUGGAACAAUUCCCCAAUUACCAGUUCAACCGCCAGAGUUGCCAAUUAAUGGGACGGCGCCACAACUUCCUCAGCAGCCAGAGUUGCCAAUUAAUGGGACGGCGCCACAACUUCCUCAGCAGCCAGAGUUGCCAAUUAAUGGGACGGCGCCACAACUUCCUCAGCAGCCAGAAUUGCCAAUUAAUGGAACUGCGCCACAACUCCCGCAACAGCCAGAGUUGCCAAUUAAUGGCACAGCGCCUCAAUUGCCGACCAUUCCCGGACAACCAGGUCAACCAGGAAAUGGCACAAAUUCAGAUAAUCCGCAACCAACAUUUCCAGGGUUAGGAAAUGGAACAAUUCCCCAAUUACCAGUUCAACCGCCAGAGUUGCCAAUUAAUGGGACGGCGCCACAACUUCCUCAGCAGCCAGAGUUGCCAAUUAAUGCGACGGCGCCACAACUUCCUCAGCAGCCAGAGUUGCCAAUUAAUGGGACGGCGCCACAACUUCCUCAGCAGCCAGAGUUGCCAAUUAAUGGGACGGCGCCACAACUUCCUCAGCAGCCAGAGUUGCCAAUUAAUGGGACGGCGCCACAACUUCCUCAGCAGCCAGAGUUGCCAAUUAAUGGAACGGCGCCACAACUUCCUCAACAACCAGAGUUGCCAAUUAAUGGAACGGCGCCACAACUUCCUCAACAACCAGAAUUGCCAAUUAAUGGGACGGCGCCACAACUUCCUCAACAACCAGAGUUGCCAAUUAAUGGAACUGCUCCUCAAUUACCGGCCAUUCCUGGGCAGCCCGGUCAACCAGGAAACGGCACAAAUUCAGAUAGCCCUCAACCACAAUUUCCAGGGUUAGGAAAUGGAACAAUUCCCCAGCUACCAGUUCAACCGCCAGAGUUGCCAAUCAAUGGAACAGCGCCACAGCUCCCGCAGCAGCCAGAAUUGCCAAUUAACGGAACAACGCCCCAAUUACCAAUUAAUGGAACAGCGCCACAACUGCCAAUUAACGGGACGGCUCCACAACUUCCUCAACAACCAGAAUUGCCAAUUAACGGGACGGCUCCACAACUUCCUCAACAACCAGAAUUGCCAAUUAACGGGACGGCUCCACAACUUCCUCAACAACCAGAAUUGCCAAUUAACGGGACGGCGCCACAACUUCCUCAACAACCAGAAUUGCCAAUUAACGGGACGGCGCCACAACUUCCUCAACAACCAGAAUUGCCAAUUAACGGGACGGCGCCACAACUUCCUCAACAACCAGAAUUGCCAAUCAAUGGAACAGCACCUCAAUUACCGGCGAUUCCUGGGCAGCCCGGUCAACCAGGAAAUGGCACAAAUUCAGAUAAUCCACAACCAACGUUUCCAGGAGUAGGAAACGGAACAAUUCCCCAAUUACCAGUUCAACCGCCAGAGUUGCCAAUCAAUGGAACAGCGCCACAGCUCCCGCAGCAGCCAGAAUUGCCAAUUAACGGGACGGCUCCACAACUUCCUCAACAACCAGAAUUGCCAAUUAACGGGACGGCUCCACAACUUCCGCAACAACCAGAAUUGCCAAUUAACGGGACGGCUCCACAACUUCCUCAACAACCAGAAUUGCCAAUUAACGGGACGGCUCCACAACUUCCGCAACAACCAGAAUUGCCAAUUAACGGAACAGCCCCUCAGCUACCGAUUAUUCCUGGUCAACCAGGUCAACCAGGAAAUGGCACAAAUUCAGAUAAUCCUCAACCAACGUUUCCAGGAGUAGGAAACGGAACAAUUCCCCAAUUACCAGUUCAACCGCCAGAGUUGCCAAUCAAUGGAACAGCGCCACAAUUGCCAAUUAACGGAACAGCUCCACAACUUCCGCAACAACCAGAGUUGCCAAUUAAUGGGACGGCACCACAACUUCCGCAACAACCAGAGUUGCCAAUUAAUGGGACGGCGCCACAACUUCCGCAACAACCAGAGUUGCCAAUUAAUGGGACGGCACCACAACUUCCGCAACAACCAGAGUUGCCAAUCAAUGGGACGGCGCCACCACUUCCGCAGCAGCCAGAGUUGCCAAUCAAUGGAACAGCGCCACAAUUGCCAAUUAAUGGAACAGCGCCACAACUUCCGCAACAACCAGAGUUGCCAAUCAAUGGGACGGCGCCACAACUUCCGCAACAACCAGAGUUGCCAAUUAAUGGUACAGCGCCACAAAUACCGGCUAUUCCUGGUCAACCAGGUCAACCAGGAAAUGGAACAAAUUCAGAUAAUCCUCAACCAACAUUUCCAGGAGUAGGAAACGGAACAAUUCCCCAAUUACCAGUUCAACCGCCAGAGUUGCCAAUCAAUGGAACAGCGCCACAACUUCCGCAACAACCAGAGUUGCCAAUUAAUGGGACGGCGCCACAAUUUCCAAUUAAUGGAACAACGCCACAACUUCCUCAACAACCAGAGUUGCCAAUUAAUGGAACAGCGCCACAAUUGCCAAUUAAUGGAACAACGCCACAACUUCCGCAACAACCAGAGUUGCCAAUUAAUGGGACAGCACCAAAUUUGCCAAUUAACGGAACAGCGCCACAGCUUCCGGUUCAACAGCCUACAACCACCUCAACUCCACCGACUGAGGGAGAUCAACCCGCACUGCCUCCAUUCCCUGUUCUGGACCCUGUGUCCAACGUUAGUACACCUGCUGCUCCAGUACCCGAAGUGACCAGCCCAACACAACCUACUUUACCCGAAGUAACAACACCAACAACACCAGCAGUUUCGACGCCAUCCGUUCCUAACGCACCGGCCUUACCCUCCACAAACACGACCUUCCCUAUCCUUAUCCCACCAAUUGGCGGAGGUGAUGGGGGUCAAAGUGACGAUGUCACCACUUCUACUACUACGACCACCACGUUUGCUCCACCAACUAUCUCUACAAUUCCUCCACCCACGUGGCCCGCGCAUUGGCCAACUCUGCCCCCAAUUACCACCAGCUCAACAACAACGACGACAGGAUCUCCAUCAGGUGAUGAGCCUGGUUCCACGAGUACCACUACUACACGCCGUCCUUGGUUCCCAACGUUCGCCCCACCAACACCAACCACGAAGCCACCCCCACAAGGAGACGACGCACCUACGUCGCCCACCCCUCAACCUUCUCUUCCUUCAUGGACCUGGAGCACGUUCGCACCAAUUACUUGGACUCCGACGACGACACCUUCUCCAUCCAAUUUGACUACUUUGCCACCCCUCAACAUUAGUACGCCCGAGCUACCCACUGUCUUUCCAACGAUGACUUCAACCACCACGGGAGGGCCUAUCAAGCAAGAGGUCGGGGGCACGACGGUGGAUGAAGACAUUUUCUUUUCAGAAAAUGGAACUCUUCUCAUCAACGAUUACAAAAAGAUUUGCGGGAGGAGGUUCGCACCGGAAUCAAGGAUUGUGGGAGGCAAGGAGUCAACUUUUGGCAAGUGGCCCUGGCAGAUAUCCCUAAGACAAUGGAGGACUUCGACUUAUCUUCACAAGUGUGGAGCGGCUUUGCUCAACGAGAACUGGGCUGUGACCGCGGCACAUUGCGUAGAAAAAGUUCCACCAACUGAUCUUCUCCUUCGCAUUGGGGAAUUUGACCUCUCAGAUGACAAAGAGCCGUACGGUUUUGUAGAAAGAAGGGUCCAAAUUGUCGCCACACAUCCACAAUUUGAUGCCCGUACCUUUGAGUAUGAUCUCGCCCUCUUGAGAUUCUACGAACCCGUCACCUUCCAGCCUAAUAUUGUUCCAAUCUGCGUACCCGAGAAUGAUGACGAUUAUUUGGGCAAGACUGGAUUUGUUACUGGAUGGGGAAGAUUAUACGAAGAUGGGCCACUCCCAUCAAGAUUACAAGAAGUUCCCGUCCCAGUAAUUAAUAAUGAAGCUUGCGAGUCAAUGUACAGAGCUGCUGGUUAUAUUGAACAUAUACCACACAUUUUCAUUUGUGCUGGAUGGAGGAGUGGGGGCAAAGAUUCUUGCGAAGGUGAUUCCGGCGGUCCAAUGGUGCUUCAACGGGAAUCAGACAACCGAUGGAAUCUUGGUGGUGUCAUUUCAUGGGGCAUCGGUUGUGCUGAGCCUAAUCAACCAGGCGUCUAUACCAGAAUUAGUGAGUUCAGAAAUUGGAUAAACCAAAUUCUACAAUUUUAAAAAGUAUUUAAAUUGGACUUUGAAAUCUCCUUCAUUCCAAAUUACUUGAAAACGAGUUAAAGUUUUCCAGUGCGGAUUAUAAUUAAAUUAAGUAUAAACACAAGUACUGUGAUCAACCAAAGCAAUUUUUAAUUAAUGAUGACGACUACCUACUACGAAUGAAAUGUGACGACGCAACCAGGGAACUGAGAAGAAUAUACUACAUAUUUUAUCCACAGAAUGUACCUAAUUAAUGUUAGGGUUUAUUAGGUCAAGCUAAAUUGUUAUUUAUUUAUUGAAACUUUCACUCUGUCCGUGACAGUACUGACAGUUUGUAAUAUUUUUGAUAUUUUAUUAGCCAAGUUUGCAAUUCAGUCUGUGCCAAGUAAAAGUAACGAGGAUCUAGUUUAUUAUUUAAUUGUACAUAAAACAGUGUACAGGGUUUUUUAAUCGGGUUUUUUAAAACGGUACUUUUACUAAAUGUUUGUAAAUGGAUGUUAAAAUAUGAUAAUUUAUUAUAAAGAAAGAGAGACGUAUUGAAAAAAUAAAAUUUCUUCGACCGAUAAACGAUAA